Molecule: messenger RNA, 627 nt
Organism: Hevea brasiliensis (rubber tree)
Lineage: Eukaryota; Viridiplantae; Streptophyta; Magnoliopsida; Malpighiales; Euphorbiaceae
Exons: 1
Coding region: 1-627 (208 amino acids)
Source: RefSeq, a predicted model, not a curated record
AUGGCAGCGCUGAAAUUGAUUUACGUGGUCUUCUUGAUUAUACUUAGGUUUGGAUUCGGUUCUUGUAGAAUCCUCACUGAUGAAAAGGAUCAAGGAACUUUUGAACCUAACAAUCCAGGCUUCCAAGCAGGACUUGGAGGAACAUGGGAAGGUAUUCCCUUUCUAGGCAUCGGACCAGGUGCUGGCUUCCUUGGUAUUGGUAAUGGUCAGGAUUUUGGUAAUUAUGCAAGAGAUGGGAAAGGCGGUUUUGUUCAUGUCAAUGGUGGUAGCUGGAUUCCGUUUUUUACCAUUCCAGGAUUCACUACUGGUAGUGGUAAAGGUGCUAUUGGAGAAGGUUCUUUUGGUGAUGGUGGUGGAGGAGGCGGCAGCGGAUGGUUUGAAGGUGGUAAUAGUGGGCCUAGUGGUUGCAGUUGUGACUCUACCAGGAGUGGUGGAGGUGGCUGUGGAAGCAUCUCCAGUGGAGGCAGAUAUCCCACCCCUUCAAAUCCUUCAGGUUCGCCUGCUACUUGCAGGCCAAUGAAUUGUCCAAAUGAUAGCGUUAGCUAUUGUGAGGGAUAUAGGAUAUACUUUGACAGCAGCGCUCCCUACUGGUGUCAAGUACCAGGGAUCGGUACUCUCCCCUUUUGA